Molecule: messenger RNA, 1530 nt
Organism: Penicillium macrosclerotiorum
Lineage: Eukaryota; Fungi; Ascomycota; Eurotiomycetes; Eurotiales; Aspergillaceae
Product: putative integral membrane protein Pth11-like
Exons: 3
Coding region: 1-1530 (509 amino acids)
Source: RefSeq, a predicted model, not a curated record
AUGGAAAUCGCCCCGUUAGCCGCGCGAGGCCUCUACCCCCAGGUACCUCCAGAAUAUGAAUCGCGCCAGGAGAUCAAUCCGACCCUGAUGAUGAGCUGGUGGGCCACGGGCUUCUCACUAGCUAUCAUCGUCGUACGCCUAUGCGGUCGCUAUGUGCGCAUCGAGCGCUUCUUCCCCGAGGACAAGAUCAUGAUGCUCAGUGUCAUCCCACUGACCAUCCGCAUGGUGCUGGUUCACUUUGUGCUAGCUUAUGGCACCAAUAAUGUCCAAACCGCCGGGUUGACAAGUUACGAGAUCGAGAAACGGGCGAUUGGUAGCAAGCUGGUCCUGGCAUCCCGGAUCUUCUACGCCAUAUUUAUCUGGACGGCCAAACUGACCGUCUGUGAAUUCCUCAAGCGAGUUACGGGUGUGGUCUGGCGCCGCUCCGUCGCCAUUUUCUUACGCUUCAUCCAUUUCUUCUUGAUCUCGACCCUGGUAGCUGUGGUCAUCGCGACGCUGGCGGAGUGCCAGCCCUUCGAUCACUACUGGCAGGUCAUCCCAGACCCUGGACCUAGAUGUCGAAGCGGUUAUGCACAGCUCAUUACAAUGGGAACUUGCGACGUCAUUACAGAUCUCCUACUCAUUGCUUUCCCGGUACCAAUUAUACUCUUGGCCCAGAUGCCCUUAAAGCGCAAGUUAGCACUCGUCUUUCUGUUUUGUCUGUCACUGGUCCUGGUCGGCAUCACUUGUUAUCGUGUACCAUCAGUGAUCGAGCGACGUGGUAACCAACCUUACCGAUCUCUCAUUGCCUCUUUAGAGAUUCUCGCGGCAACGGCUGUUUCCAAUGCCGUCGUCAUCGGCUCCUUUGUCCGUGACCGGGGGUCAAAAAGCUCAAUAAUGAAGCAUCAAUGGGGCAGUGACUCCGACCUCGCCGCAGAUAUGGGCAUCCGACUGGACCCCAAGCUUCACUCCUCUACGCCUGGAGCUGGCAUACCGAUACCUGCUCCUCCUGUGCCCCUUCUUGUUGCACAGACCGGUGCCCUGGACCGAAACUGGACCUUUCACCAAGGCCGGCCUUCGGAAGACGACCGCAUAUCUGCAGCAGAUAGUCUUGACAUCAAAGUCAGUCCACGCGAGUAUAUCCCAACGAAUAAGUCCCCUCGUGAUCAGCAGUCUUCCUCUCCAUCGCCUCUCUCCUCCGACGCUGUCCCCUUUUUCGAUGUGGGUGGCUUGCUCGAUCAAGAGCAGCCUCAAUCUAAUGACCUACACACCCGUCCUCAUCCUGUCGUUGUAACGCCCUCAUCCGACGACUCUCCCGAAAUCCACCGGCCUCGCCGCGGGAGCAGAGCAUUCCUCGAAGAUAUUGGUGUUCUUGCUCCUCGCUCUCCGCCAGGACGUUUCUCGUCACCACCUGCGCCCAUCAGCGAGACAGCUGCCCAGCUAUCUCAUACCCUUCCACCCUACCGAGCUUCUCCGGAUACCUCAAUUGACGUAGACAUAGAACUUCAGGAUGUCGGUGGGCUUUUAUCAAGGCGCAAUCCUGACGCCUAG